Molecule: messenger RNA, 3461 nt
Organism: Aspergillus heteromorphus CBS 117.55
Lineage: Eukaryota; Fungi; Ascomycota; Eurotiomycetes; Eurotiales; Aspergillaceae
Product: NRPS-like enzyme
Exons: 4
Coding region: 202-3291 (1029 amino acids)
Molecular function (GO): phosphopantetheine binding
Source: RefSeq, a predicted model, not a curated record
UUCAGCUUAAUCUUCUGCUAUUUACUUAUAAUAUCGCAUCUUCCCGCUUUACGUCCACAUCAUUAUAGAUUUUUAUUGAGACAAUUGUUUACUUCUAGUAAUACUGUGUCUGCUGAUACACCACUCGAUACAUCGCUAAACAUCUCGCUGAAUCCCACCACUGUUAUUACUAUCAACAGCGAUACUAUCAAUACUACCGAUAUGGCCAACACUCCCGGACAGCGACUCUUCCCCUUGGUCGUCGACCACCUCGCCCAGACCAAGCCCACCCAGCGCGUCGGCAUCAUCCCCAAUGCCGACGGGUCGGAUGGCUACGAGACCGUCACCUUCGACCGUCUGGCGCGCGCCGUGGACGCCUUUGCCUGGUGGAUCGAGAAGACCAUCGGACGGGCGCAGCAGCCAACCACCAUCGCCUACAUGGCGAAGAACGAUGUGCGGUACCUGAUCGUCCUGCUGGCCGCACACAAGACCGGAUACAAGCCCCUCCUCCCCUCAACCCGACUCUCCGACGACGCCUACCAGCACAUCCUGACCUCCACCGACUGCCACACCUUCCUGUACACCCCCGAGAAGCAGCGUCGCGUGGCUGAGAUCCAGACCUUCCGCAGAAACACCGCCUUCUAUGAGGUGCCCUCUCUCGAGGACCUGCUCUCGACGCCCGCACAGCCCUACCCGUACAACAAGACCUUCACCGAGGCUGAAGACGAUGUGGCUAUCAUUAUCCACAGCUCUGGCACAACAGGCAUGCCCAAACCCAUCCCUCUCACCCACGGCUACCUCGCGACCAUCGACAAUGGCGCGUACCUCACCCGGCCAGAAACCCGCCAGUCGACCAUGUGCAACGACCUGCCACCCGACAAUGCCGUCCUCGCCACAACGCCCUUCUUCCACCUCAUGGGGCUGCUGGCCUUCAUCACCUCGCUCUUCCACGCGACCCCCUUUGUCAUCUGCCCCGAUAAGCCGCUCUCCGUGGACCUGAUCGUCUCGAUCCUCAACGCCACCCACCCCACCGCCGCGUUCUUCCCGCCAUCCAUCCUCGAAGACAUCUCCCACUCUCCCGACGCCUGCGCCGCCCUCCGUUCCCUCCAACAGGUCUACUUCGCGGGCGCCCCCCUCUCCCCGGAAGUCGGCGACCAGCUAUCCCAAUACACCAAGAUCAUCACCGUGAUGGGGUCCAGUGAGAUGGGGCUCAUCUCCUCGUUCGUGCCGCAGGGUGAGCGCGUCUGGGGCUACUUUGAGUGGAACCCCGCGUACGGAGUCGACAUGCAGCACGUCAGCGACGAUCUGUACGAACUGGUGAUUCCCCGUCAGCACGACAGUCGCCGCGUGCACGGCAUCUUCCACACCUUUCCCCACCUCACGGAAUACCGCUCCAACGAUCUCUAUGUGCGCCAUCCGCAGCGUCCCGAGCUGUGGAAGUAUCACGGUCGCUUGGACGACGUGAUUGUCUUGAGCAACGGAGAGAAGCUCAAUCCGGUGACGCUGGAGAAGAUCGUCGAGGGACAUGCCAGUGUGCGCAGGGCGUUGUUGAUCGGUCAGGCGCGGUUCGAGACCGCGUUGUUGGUCGAGCCGGACUGGGGUACGCUGGGCUCGGUGGACGAGAAACAGUUCGUCGAGAGUAUCUGGGAUACGGUGGAGCGCGCCAACGAGGCCGUGCCGAAGUACGGGCGCAUUGCGAAGAGCAAGAUUCGCCUCGCGAAACGGGCGAAGCCAUUCAAGGUUACCCCCAAGGGGACCACGCAGCGCCAUGCAGUGAACCAGGAGUACAAGGAGGAGAUCGAUGCCAUCUACGCGGCGGCGGCGGAGGAGGAGACAGCCGCCCAGAUGCCCGAGACGCUGGACCGGGAGAGCCUGGUGCGGUUUGUGAGGGGAUUGGUGACCGCGUUGCUGGAGCGAGAAGAUGUGCAGGAUGCAGACGAUCUGUAUGCGGCGGGCUUGGACUCGCUGCAGACGAUCCAGCUGGCGAAGACGCUCAACAAGGCCGUUGCCACCCGCUACGACGGCCACUCCAUCUCCCAGCAGCAGAUCUACUCCCACCCGUCCAUCGCCCAGCUCGCCCAGUACCUGCUGGAUCUGGUCCACGGGCAGACCGGCACGACAGUCUCACGCGCCGACCGAGUCACCGCCAUGGUCGAGAAAUACACCCGCCAGAUCCCCCACCGCAGCACCCCCGCCGUCGCGCCGUCCGAGAAAUCGACCCUCAUCCUCACCGGCUCCACCGGCUCCCUGGGGACCUACCUGCUGCACCGUCUCCUGUCCGACCCCCGCACCGCCAAGGUCUACUGCUUCAACCGCUCCGACGCCGCGGCGCGCCAAAAGCGCAGCUUCAGCGACAAAGGCCUGGACGUGAGGCUGCUCGACUCGCGGGUCGAAUUCCUGACCGUGGCCUUCGGCGCGGAACACUUCGGUCUGCCGGACGAGAAAUACACCGAGCUGCUGCACAGCGUCGACUUCAUCCUCCACAAUGCCUGGACGGUCAACUUCAACCACCCGCUCGAGUCCUUCGAGGACCCGCACCUGAGGGGCAUGCUCGAGUUCAUCCGCUUCAGCACGCAGAGCACCUACAACGCGCACCUGUCGUUCGUGUCGUCGGUGAGCACGAUCGGCGCGUGGAACCCGGCCAUGGGACCCGUGGUGCCCGAGGAACCGCUGGAGACUGUGGACGCCGUGCUGGAGCAGGGCUACGGCGAGAGCAAGCACGUCGCGGAGAGGAUGUGUCUGGCGGCGUCGCGGAUCGCGGGCGUCCCCACGACGGUCUUCCGCGUGGGCCAGAUCUCGGGCCCGACGACGAAGGAGGGCGUGUGGAAUCUGGAUGAGUGGGUGCCCACCCUGGUGAAGACGUCCAAGUCGCUGGGCAAGGUGCCGGCCGAUUUGGGGAAUUAUAACAUCGAUUGGGUGCCUGUGGACACCCUCGCAACCAUAACCACCGAACUCACCCAAACCCGCCGCACAACCCAGCUCUCCACCCCCAACGCAGUCUACCACCUCGUGAACCCCACCAAAGUCCCCUGGGCGACGCUCAUCCCCGCCAUCGAAUCCCAAUAUGGCGUCUCGACGGUGCCCAUGGACGACUGGCUGCGCGAGCUCGAGGCCAUCCGGUCGCCGACCGAGAGUCAGGUGCGCGAGAUGCCCGCGCUCAAGCUGCUGGACUUUUAUCGCGGGUUGGCGGGCGAGGUCCUCUCCGCGGAGGUGGGGACGGAGGAGACCCGACGCGCCAGUCGCACGAUGGAGGGGUUGGGGGGCGUUACGGUGGAGUUGAUGAGGAAUUGGCUGGUGCAGUGGGGGUUCUGAUUGAGUGAUUGUCUGGUUGGGUUGAUUGGAGCUGGGUUGAUUUGGUUUGAUUUGAUUGCGAUUCCUUGCAUGGGUAAGGGGUGGUGUGGUGUUUUACUUGCGGAUGCGGAUUUACUGCUUGGGGACUAGAUUUGCUUGGUUGGGACUAGACCUGCGUACUUAGACUGGAU